Symbiodinium natans is the source of this 1485-nucleotide messenger RNA. Lineage: Eukaryota; Dinophyceae; Suessiales; Symbiodiniaceae. The record is from the annotation of a GenBank genome assembly.
AUGAGCGCGGAUGAGGAGCGUCGUGGGCUGCUCUCGUCGGGCGAACCCUCCCAGAGCGCUCCGCUGUUGGGAGGUCCUUUGGUCUCGUGGAACCAGUUUUGGACCUGCGUGGUGCCGAUACUCGUCGCAGCCCUGGCACUGCCCAGCGUCUUCGGGCUUUGGUACGUCUCCGCAGGCAUCGGGGCCCUCCUCCUCCUCUACCUCGCAGUGAUCGUGGUUAUCCUCUUCUGCUUCAGGAAUUCCUUCCAGCUUUGGGCACUCCAGCGACCAUGGAACUGCCUGGUUCGCCUCCUGCUGCCACCCGUGGAGAUCAUUGACAGCCUUGGGAGCGGCAACACCGACUACUGCAUGUGGAAAUACAGGAGUUGGGGCGAGAACCUCUGUGCCUCCGCGCAGGUGUGGAUAGGCAGCCACAAAGAGAUCUCAAAGGCCUUGACGAAUCCCCAGGCGCGGAACAACUGGUUGGGCGAGCACCCUCUCUACCGGGGAUCACUGCCGGAGGGGCCCUCCGGUCGCUGUGUCUUCCUGCUGAGCCUCUCAAACAAGGCUGCCGGCGGUACUGGCGACCACGAGGCCUUCCGCAAGUGCAUGAUCGACACCUUGUUUAACGAUGCCGCGGUGGCCCGGGAGACGGACGAGAUCUCAAAGCAGCUCAUCAGCCAGGCGGCCGAGAACUACGUGAAAGAGAGCGAGUUCGAGUUCUACCAUGGAACAGAGGGCACCAACACCGUUUUCUGGACGAAGUACCUGCACCACGUCCUCUUCGGCUUGAACAUCAAGGACGGGGAGCUGCUAAAGACGCUCGACGCCUUCUACGACGGGGCAUCCGCCUUGAUGCACUACCUCGAACCUUUCGGCCGCCUUCCUUGCUUUUCCAACCACGCCGGCAUCGGAAAGGUGGCUGACCUUUACGAAAAAUCGCCGUCCUUCGCCAACUUUCAGGUGAAGCCCGAGUACAACAACAUGACGGCUCGCGAGCUUGCCUUGCUCAUGACCUCGAUCAUACGCAUCGCUGGGGUGCAAGGGAGUCGCAUGCUGCUGUGGCUUUGCACCUCUGGCUCCCUCCAUGGGAACCUGCAGGUAGAUGCCCGGCCUAUCUGGGACUCACUGAACUUGGAUGAUGAUGACGAGGUCGAAAGGUUCAUUCUGGAAGUUUCGCGGCUCUCCCCGCCGGUGACGAUCUCGAGCCGCAUUUCCACCGAGCCGUUCUCUUGCGAGAUCAACGGCAAGACCUACAGCUUCCCCCAAGGCACUAUGGUGGGCAUUCCCCUAGUGUACGGCAACAUCGAUCCGACCGUGUGGGGCGAUGACGCCUUCGACUUCAACCAUCGUCGUCCGGGGCUGCGGGAGAACCACGUGGGCUUCAACUCCGUGAAUGGUGUGGGGCCCCGCGAAUGUCCCGGUAAAGGCUUGGUGCUGAGAACCACCGUCCGCUUGCUGCAGGCGAUGGGCAAGAAGAGGAGGCAGCAAAGCGCCACUGCGUAG